Molecule: messenger RNA, 993 nt
Organism: Trematosphaeria pertusa
Lineage: Eukaryota; Fungi; Ascomycota; Dothideomycetes; Pleosporales; Trematosphaeriaceae
Exons: 1
Source: RefSeq, a predicted model, not a curated record
CCCGUCGUAGUGCGCACCUACUCGGGCUCGCGCCACACUUCGCGCUCGCCGUCCGGUCUCCGCUCGCCCCGCUAUCCCACCAUGGGUGGCCAUUCACCCCAGCACCCCUCCGCCUUGUCGGCCGGCCUGGCAGCCAGGAGCGAGCAGCUUCCUUCUGUCGACGACUUCUCCUUCUCCGCCAUCCUCCGCGCCGUCGACCCCGAGAUCCGAGACGCCAUUGACGCCAUUGCGGAGAUAUGCGCGAGGAGCAGGAUGAGCCUCGCCGACGAGUACGACGCUCAUCUUCCCCCGCAAGGCGAGAUCACCAGCACGGGGCCCGGCUGGGCCUCGGGCAUGGGAGCCUUGGUCGGCAGAGGCCGGAUAUCACGAGCUGGUCAAGGGUGGUCUGCGGCGGAGAACACGCUAACGGCUGUGCCCGAAGCCAGCAGCUCAAGCGAGAGGCUGGCGGGAGAAGGUCCUAGCAAGAAGAGGAGUCAAUCCGCAUACGGUAGCUUGAAGAGUGUCAUCAGUGGAGGGAGCGGGAAGCGGAAAGCCGCCGACGACAAUGCGGAAGCAGGGCCCUCCACGCAGCCGAAAGAGCCAAAACUGCAAGGCCCUGCCUGGGCUGUCAACGCCUCCUCUCCAGACCACCCCGCCAUUACCCUCCUCGCCUCGCCUCAAGCCUCAAAACAGCUGUCUCUUGACACCUCUUCGACCAUAACAGACAUUCCGGAAGCCCCAGAGGGCGACAUAGUCCCACGACCCAAGACCGCGAUUCCCAGACACCCAUCUGCACACAGGCGUCAGACCUCCGUAGCCAGUCUCCCUGCACCGCGCCCACGCCCCAAUGCUCUUUCCUCCUUAACGUCCUGGCUGCCGUGGCCGCGACCUGCCCAUCUUGACUCGCAAUCCCAACAGGAACUCACAAAAGCGGAAGCACGGCUAAGAGAGAUGCUCGCCGUGUCCGAGCACUCGAAUCUCACCAAGGGGAAGGCCCCUGUGAGCGUCGCUUGA